Messenger RNA from Prunus persica (peach), 2577 nucleotides. Its product is annotated as B3 domain-containing protein Os11g0197600. NCBI's taxonomy places the organism in Eukaryota, Viridiplantae, Streptophyta, Magnoliopsida, Rosales, Rosaceae. The transcript is spliced from 8 exons. Bases 245 to 2377 code for a protein of 710 amino acids. Gene Ontology annotation, molecular function: DNA binding. The record is from RefSeq and is a predicted model, not a curated record.
UUUACUCCAUCAGGUAAGGUUCUGGGUUCGAAUUUUAGCAUUCGUGUAAUGUGUGUGUGUUUAGUAUGCUUUCGCGUCUCUCAAUAAGAAAGAUUCUCAAAAAAAAAAAAAAAAUCACAUCGAAACAGAACAGAAACCCUGUUUUUUUGGCUGGGAGAGAACUGGGAAGACAAAUGAAGGAAACUACAGAUUUCCCUCAACUUUGAAACACAUCACAACGCUUUUGAACUUCAAGUCUUCAACAAUGACUUCUCUUCGUAGGGAAAUUGACAACCCUACAAAAAGAUUCUCCUCUACCACUCCCUAUUUCUUUAUGAUGAUUCCAAAGGGUGCUUCUAGAGGCAUCAAACUUAGGAUCCCAAAUAAAUUUUUGAUGAAAUGUGGAGAUGAUCUGUCAAAUCCAGUAUUUCUUAACGUUCCAAGUGGUUCAAAAUGGAAAAUGGAACUCAGAAGAUGGGAUGGUGACGCUUGGUUUGACAAGGGUUGGUCUGAGUUCUUUGAGUUUUACUCUCUGGACAACUGUCACUCGUUAGUUUUUCGAUAUGAAGGGAAUUCUAAAUUCAACGUUUGCAUAUUUGAUCAAAGUUUCAAACAGAUUGACUAUGCAUUAAAAAUGCCCAAGAUGAAAGAAACCAAUUCUGAUGAUUCUGGUGAUGUUACUGAAAUCUUAGACAAAUCUUUACCCCGCCCCAGAAAAUCAAGGGAGAAAUCUCCGUUGCAGUGUCUUCGGCCUCACAAGAAAGCCAGAACAAGCUCACGUGCAGGCAAAGUUGAUUUUUAUGCCAAAAGACAUGGUGGAGGUAAGUCUAUCACUGCAAGAUUCCCAAAGCGAACAGAACCGAUUCUUGGGAGCCCGCAUCCAUCGACUACAAGUGAGAAGGCUAUAGCUCUUCAGAGAGCUAAAGCUUUCAAGUCUGACAACCCAUUUUUCAUGGUUUCCAUGGGGAGCACUAAUAUUGAUGGAUAUCAUAUGUCUUUGCCAGCCGAGUUUGUCAAGGAACAUUUUAACCAGGUUCAUGAUAACGCCAUCCUUUGUGUUUCGGGUGAAAGAGCUUGGCCUGUCAAAUUAGGCCACUGGGGCAGAGGAAGAAUCAGAUUCCAGAGUGGCUGGGGGACGUUUCUGCGAGACAAUCAUUUGGAAAUUGGUGAUGUGUGUGUCUUUGAGUUGAUUAGCAACAUUAAACCUUUAUUUGAUGUUGUCUUUUUCCAUGCUACAGAAGCUCCAAAUUGCACCUUAUCACCAGAUGUUGAUGGGGAACAAACUAUACCCAAGAUGGAAGAAACAUAUGAAGAUGAUGGUUUUAUUGAAACUGUGGACGAUUAUCCAUCAUGCCCAAAAACAAGGAAGAAAUCUCCAAUAGAACCACAGCCUCACAAGAAAAGCAGAACAUGUUCAAUUAGAAAAGCAGAAAGCAAAAUCAAAGAUGUUUGUGGGGCAUCUAGGACUCGAAAGUUCCUAGUUCGAGGAACUGAGGUUCCUAGGAGGAUUGAUCCAGUUGAGGCAACUGGAAAAGAUAUAGCUCUUCAGAGAGCUAAGGCAUUCAAGUCCGAAUACCCUUUUUGUUGGGUUCUUAUGCAUCACUCGUAUAUCCAUAGAAGUUAUUUGCGUUUGCCAGCCAAAUUUUCCAAGGAACACAUUAACUGGACUCAUGACAACAUCGUACUUCAUGUUCCAAAUGGAAGAACUUGGCCUGUCAAAUUAGGGCAAGAUGCCAGAGGAAGAGUAAUAUACCUGAGUGGUUGGACAACAUUUGUGCGAGACAACAAUUUGGAAGUUGGUGAUGUGUGUGUCUUUGAGUUGAUUAACGACGUCAAACCUUUAUUUGAUGUUGUCUUGUUCUGCGCUACAAAAGCUGCAAAUUGUACCUUGUCACCAGCUGAUGACGAUUCUGGCUAUGAUUCUGGUGAUGAUUCUGGUGAUGAGUCUGAUGAUAAUUCUAUUGAAAUCCUAGAUGAUUUUCCACCCGUCCCAAGAAAAACAAGAGAGAAACCUCCACAUAUAUCUCUUGAAAGAGCUGUUGAGAGAGCAAACUCUUUCGCAUCUAAAUACCCCUUUUUCAAGAUUGCUAUGCAUGCCACUUAUAUCCAUGGGCAUCAUAUGAACUUGUCAUCCUCGUUUGUCAAAGAAAAUCUUAACCAGACAAGUACUUAUGCCAUCCUUCGGGUUUCGGAUGGAAGAACAUGGUCUGUCAAAUUAGACCAAUAUGGCGAUGCAAGAACUAGAUUCCAAGGUGGUUGGAUGGACUUUGUGAGAGAGAAUAGUUUGGUAAUUGGUGAUGUGUGUGUCUUUGUGUUGGUUAACAACAUCAAACCUUUAUUUGAUGUUGCUUUUUACCGCACCAAAUCAAAAGCUGCACAUUGCACCUUGAAUAAUUGAAAGUGAAGCCUGAUAGAUCAACUAAUUGAAUCUGUACUACCAAGUUGAGUCUGAAUGUUCAAGGCAGAGGAGGCCUGCAAAUUUAAAAGGUGUCCAAAUCCAAACAUAAGUAUGUUUAUUUGUCCUUCAUUGUUGUUUUGAUCACCUUAGAAAAGGCUCAAUCUUCGAGUCUAUAAUGACAUUGUUCUUUUUGAGUUUCA